UCUUUCUCUCGUUGUCGAAGAAUUAAUAGGAUGCUUUCCAACGAGUCAGGACCUCCUCCUGCAUUCAGUCGCUCUAACUCACAGGCCUCCAUGGAUAGCACCUCCAUGGAGGACUUCUGGUGUGAAGUGGAGAGCAUCAAGGAGAGCAGUGAAGAUGGAGCUGACGAAGCAACGCUCUUGGAGUUCAAACCUGCUGAUGAAGGGGAGCUGGAAGCAGAAUGGCUGCAAGACGUAGGUUUAUCUACAUUGAUCUCGGGAGCUGAAGAGGAGGAUGGCCAAGCCCUGCUGUCCACUCUGACCCGAACUCAAGCUGCUGCAGUACAGAAGAGGUACAACACCUACACUCAGACGCUGAGGAAGAAGAACAAGCACACAGUCCGGGAUGUGCGAGACAUCUUUGGCACCAGUGACUCCUCUCCCACAUUUGAGACAGUUCCAGUGUCACCAGUUCCUUCUAAUGGUAUCCAGCUUCCUGGGCAGAAGCCAGUUUGGAAAUCAGUUAGCUCUAAUAGCUGUCUAGACUGUGGACUAGAUAAAGGCAGCCCACCCGUAACAGAGGAGCUCUCCUAUGAGGUUUCUUUCUCAGAAUCCAUUACAGUCCUCCCAAAAACCCAAGAAUGGCCGAAAAACCAGAGGUUCAAAAAGGAAGACUCUGCUUUGCCUAAAUUCAUUGUAAUGAAAAGCCGGUUUGGACUGACAGAGGUUGGAGACCUCUCUCCCGAAGACAUGAAGAAGAUUCGCUACCUCUCCCUGAUCGAGCUAACUGCUUUCUAUGAUGCGCUGGGGGUGGAGCUGAAGAGGAACCGCGCAGAGAGGGUGCGGGGACGAGAAAAUGGUCUGUUUGGAGUCCCUCUCACCGUACUGCUGGAGAAUGAUCAAAAGAAGGUUCCUGGAAUAAAAGUUCCCCUCAUCUUCCAAAAAUUGCUGCUCAAGCUUGAGGAAACAGGUUUAGAAACUGAAGGAAUUCUACGAGUGCCUGGAUCUGCCUCCAGAGUCAAGAAUCUCCAUCAAGAACUCGAGGCAAAAUUUUAUGAAGACACUUUUGACUGGGACCAAGUACGAAAUAAUGAUGCAGCAGGACUGCUGAAAAUGUUUAUAAGAGAACUCCCAAGCCCGCUUUUCACAGUAGAAUAUUUGCCUGCUUUCAUCACACUAGUGGAAAAAAUCUCCAAGAUCAAGUUACAGCUACAAGCUUUGCAUCUGUUGAUCAUGCUGCUUCCUGAAGCCAACAGAGACACAGCCAAGGCCUUUCUUCAGUUCCUGAAGAAGGUGGUUGCUAAUGAAGGAAAAAAUAAAAUGAAUUUGUGGAAUGUUUCUAUGAUUGUUGCACCAAACCUCUUCAUCUACAAAGGGAAACGGGCAAACCAACAAGAAAUGCAAGCAGCCGCCACCACAGCACACAUUGUGCGGCUUUUAAUUCGGUACCAGGACAUCCUGUGGACAGUCCCAUCCUUCCUGAUUUCCCAAGUAAGAAAAAUGAAUGAAGCCGCAAUGAACAACAGCAAAAGGCAGCUGAUGUUUGACAAAGGAGUAAGAAAACUUCUGAGGAGAAAGACCAUGGAACGAGAGAGACCUGAAAGACCAGAGGGAGCUGUCACUUUUCCACCAUACCUGCAGUCUGACAUACCCGAGGGGGUGAUAAGAGUUUAUGCUCCACUGCAUUCAAAAGUCUCUAUGGCAAUUCAACUCAACAGCCAAACAAAAGCCAAAGACAUCCUGGCUCGAUUCCACUGUGAAAACAGCCGCGGAUCAUCACAGAACGUGAGAGGCCAGAUCCAAAGUUUACAUGAAAUUGGAGGAAAUAUAGGUCAGCACUGCUUGGAUCCGGACGCAUACAUGUUAGAUGUUUACCGUGCAAAUCCUCAUGCAGAAUGGGUGAUAAAACCAAAAGCCAGCUGA
Molecule: messenger RNA, 1899 nt
Organism: Nestor notabilis (Kea)
Lineage: Eukaryota; Metazoa; Chordata; Aves; Psittaciformes; Psittacidae
Gene: ARHGAP28
Product: Rho GTPase activating protein 28
Exons: 14
Coding region: 31-1899 (622 amino acids)
Biological process (GO): regulation of actin filament polymerization; regulation of small GTPase mediated signal transduction; signal transduction
Cellular component (GO): cytoplasm
Molecular function (GO): GTPase activator activity
Source: RefSeq, a predicted model, not a curated record